Messenger RNA from Oryza brachyantha (malo sina), 996 nucleotides. Its product is annotated as mitogen-activated protein kinase kinase 9-like. Gene Ontology annotation, molecular function: ATP binding; protein serine/threonine kinase activity. Lineage: Eukaryota; Viridiplantae; Streptophyta; Magnoliopsida; Poales; Poaceae. Gene Ontology annotation, biological process: protein phosphorylation. Bases 1 to 996 code for a protein of 331 amino acids. The record is from RefSeq and is a predicted model, not a curated record. The transcript has a single exon. Gene Ontology annotation, cellular component: cytoplasm.
AUGGCGCUAACGAUUAGAGAGAGGCGGGUCCCGCGGCUGCACAUCUCGCUCGACCUCCCCUCCUGCGCCGGCGCCUUCCGGUACCCCAACCCGCCGGUGGCCGCACCGGCUGCUUCGACGUCGUCAGCGGCGGCGAGGGUUGGUGAUCAGCAGCUCCGCUCGUCGGACCUCGACAGGGUGGCCGUCCUCGGGCGCGGGAACAGCGCCACCGUGUACAAGGUCGCGAACCGCCGCACGUCGGCGGUGUACGCGCUCAAGGUGCUGCACGGUGGCGGCGGCGGCGCGGCGGCUGCCGAGGCGGACGUCCUGCGGCGCGCGGACUCGCCGCACGUCGUGCGGUGCCACUCCGUCCUGCCGGCCGCCUCCGGCGACGCCGCGCUCCUGCUCGAGCUGGUGGACGGCGGCUCGCUCGCCUCCGUCGUGGCCCGCGCCGGUGCGUUCCCGGAGGCGGCGCUGGCGGAGGUGGCCGCGCAGGCCCUGUCCGGGCUGGCGUACCUCCACGCCCGCCGCGUCGUCCACCGCGACGUCAAGCCGGCGAACCUCCUCGUCACCACGGCCGGCGAGGUGAAGAUCGCCGACUUCGGGAUCGCCAAGGUCCUCGCCCACGCCGGCGACCACUGCACCGCCUACGAGGGCACCGCCGCGUACAUGAGCCCCGAGCGGUUCGACUCCGAGCGCCACACCGACCCCUUCGCCGCCGACGUGUGGAGCCUGGGCGUGACCAUCCUGGAGCUCCUCAUGGGACGGUAUCCGCUGCUCCCCGCCGGGCAGAAGCCGACAUGGGCAGCGCUCAUGUGCGCCAUCUGCUUCGGCGAGAUGACCUCACUGCCCGACGACGCGGCCUCGCCGGAGCUACGGGCGUUCCUCGCCGCGUGCCUGCACAAGGACUACACGAAGCGGGCGUCCGUCGCGCAUCUUCUUGCCCACCAGUUCGUCGCCGGUAGGGACGUGGUGGCGUCCAAACUUGCGCUCCGGCGGCUUGUCACCGGAGCCUGA